AUGCCGCCCAGACGCUUCGUGGAGACGGAGGAGACCUUCCACUUCUUCAACGAGGACGUGGUACUGGGCACCAACGAGAUCCGCACCGACGACGCGAGCAGCAGCAGCAGCGACAGCGACAGCAGCGAGACCAGUCGCCUGCGCCGCGCCAGACGUCGACGCCGAGCCAGCAGCGUCGUCUCCAGGCGCACGUCGCGCAGACUAAGCCAGCUGCUCAAUGGCAGCAUCGCCUCGGAGCUCGAGAGUCUCCAGGAAGACGGCCUCAGCGACAGCGACGAAGAUUAUGACUCACUGGACGACUUCGAGCUUGAAGAAGAGGAGGAGGAGAAGGUCAAGGCUCGAGAGAGGAAGGAUUCCACCACGGAGGGAGAUGCAGAGGCUCAGAAUGCAUCCGCUGCAGCUACGGCGGGAACGAAAGUGCCCGGUGUUGGACCUGCUACGUUUGAGCAGAUUUUCGAGCCGUUCCGGGAUCUGUACGCGCCGCCACCGAGGCCCGUAGGAGAUGGAGAAGAAGCUGAUUGGACGCAGACGUCGAAGCUGUCCACAAGGCAACAAAGGCAGUAUCGUAAGGCGAGACGCGCCAUUGCAGCAUUCACACGUCGCAUACACUGCGCGAAUGCGUACCGGUACCGCAAGCAAAGUGAGUUUAUGCGGGUGUGCUACUUGCGGGCACUGGAGAACGGACCGGGGUAUGAAUUGCUGGCAACGGCUAAACAAUCACUUCUUUUUGCGUCUCAGAAGGAGGGCGCGGUGGAGACGACUGUACCGAAGUUAUUCCCGAGGAAGUGGCCGCACCUGCCUUACAGAAGUCCACUUCAAUGGCAUCACGACACUGAUGCCGCUAUCGAGUUUUUGACUCGCCUUGCCGAGCUGCCUGAAACAAGUUUAGUAUAUGAGCCCAUCGACGUCAACACGUUUGCUGCUGAGGUCACAGAGUUGCUGGAACUCUCAGAAAAUGAGCAGAGAUCGGAGACGGCGUCAGAAAUAUCGGAGUCUGCCUUUGCUGGGCUGCUUGGGUUGCUUGGGAUGGGCAUCCAGUUACAAUCAUUUACGCUUUUGAGCAGAGCGGCGUUGCUCUUUGUCCAGAUGGGGCAAACUACCUACAUCGGCGACAAGUUUUCAGAUGAAGAAACAUCGAUUCGUCCUGAGAUGCGCUCGCUUUUGGAUUUGUAUUGCUCGCGGUUGGCAAAGCACAUUGCAGAGCCUACUCUUGCGGCUACGUAUCCUCGAGAUUUAGCCGCCCAGUGGAAGGUUUGCUCCUACCAACCUUCUACAAGCGAUGCUAUUGCGACAGAUGGGUUGUACUUGUAUAUCUACGGGCGGUCGGGACUUUUCAAGAUUGGUACCGGAAAUGGAACAACUGUGCGCGAUUUCGUGUACGCGCACAACAAGGAGUAUGUCCGCAGCCGCGAUGCGGAGCGAUCGUGGCUAUGUUGCAUUGGUGAUUCGCUCUACUGCCGCACAAUUGUUAUGCCUGGCCACCGGGUGGAUCGCAUCCGAACUACUGACCUGCAAAAUGUGCAGGAACUCGUUUUGGCUCCAAACCGUUCUCUGAUCGGAAAAGGUACAACCGAAAGUAGCGUCUAUGCCAUGGUUACGGAUGGUGUUGACCUCUUCACAAUUCGCUGCAUCGAUACCUACAAAAAGCCUUCGUCAAGCAAAUCAAGUGGCAGUCGCAAGCAUCGAAGCCGCACGCACAAGUCGAGAAAGUCAACUCCAGUGAGUGAAAUUGUGAGCGCCGUACUCGGAAAAAGCGAUAACGAUCCGAUAACCCCACCUCCAUCGCCUGACGUCGCCACCAUUCAAGUGGGAGAUCGCGUCGUUCGUGGGCCUGACUGGAAGUGGUCUAAUCAAGAUGGCGAAAAGGGUAGUCCCGGCACGGUCGAGCGUAUUAGCACGUGGGGAGGUGUAAAAGGCAGUGGAGUAACAGUGCGAUGGGACAAGAAUCAGCGCGUCAAUACUUAUCGCUGGGGAGCCGAAGGAUGCUACGACUUGUAUAUAGUGGUUGAAAAGGAUGGCCAAGCUCUUGAGCGGAAGCCACUUCCCAAUGAUACCAGUUCCCGACAAACUAACAAAGGGAGGGUAUCCAAGGAAGUUGUUCGUGAGAACGAGCCCGAACCACUACCUCGCCACCAGUUCGUGCUAUACCGACACAAGGUUGAUGCGAUUACGUCCAUCAUGAAUCUGGAAGAGCCCGAUAUCGACCUCUUCUUGGAUCUAACGCCGUCGGGGGAUCAGCGGAAACAAGGUUCUAGUGGAGGUAACGGAGAAGCGGAUAGCCAGAGUGGCGUGGAGACUCUUUCUGCACUUCACUCCCAUACCGUUACGUUGUGUACUUCCAAGACGUCUUGGAUGUGCGACGGAGGUAUGUCUAACUGCUUUGGGGACAACUCACCGAAACGCUACCGGUGCACCGCUGGGUGUGACUUCGAUUUGUGUGAAUCGUGUUUGUUUGCCACGGUGAUCGACAAACCAGUCAGUAUUCCAACUUCGGAAGCCGCUCAUGCUGAGGACGGUACUUCCACCAGCGCGGAAACUACCUCAGAUAGUGUGGCUCCUGGAUCUGAUGCUGAACCUGCUGUGGGAGAUGCAACAGAAUCUCGUCUCACGACUUCGAUGUCAACUGAGAGUACAGACCCUUUCUCCUCCGUCGAUACCUCAUUAUUUGAGGAAAGUGAAAGGGAGGCUUCACUGAAGAAAAAGAAGAAAGAGAAAGAAAAGCAAGCGAAACAGACGGAGGAAGAAAUGGUCAAUGAUCUUGCUACAUUUUGGCGCGGGCUGUACACCCACAAGGAAUGCCAGGUAGCCCUCAGAAGAAACGGUUUUCAGCUCAACGAAGCAUCUACGUGGCUGCAUACGUGUGGUGCGUAUCUGCGAGAGCCUAUGGUCAUCCCCACUGUUUCAAGUGUAGUGCUUGCCGCAGCGCCGAAAUCAGGGGCCCUCGACCCAGUGUUACUAAUCGCCGGUACAUGGUACGCUACACGCGGACAGCUCUGCGUGGUUUCACCUCCCGGGUUGUAUACUGUCGGAGAGGAACACAGUGACAAAACGAAAAGCGCGGCAAAUUCGUGCGAUGCGUCCUGGUUUUUCUCACUGGAGAGUGGUGCGUCGCUUGGAGAUAAGCCUAUUCUACUCAAGGGAAUUCCUGCUGGAUCGCCAACGUGCGUGGAUACGACACGGAAACGAAUCCUCGUGUUCUCAGGUUAUUUAAACUGUUUGGAGGAGUACGUGGAUCAUGUCCAGCAAGGCGAACGCUUAAAGUGCGCAGAGACCCAAUGCGACACGCUGGCAGAUAGUGGAAAAGUGAUUAUCGCGCAAAUAGCUCAGCUCACGCGAAAACGUGCAGCUCUUCCAGCGUACAAGCACCCACGCGCGGGGCUGCAGGACAUCUUGUUCCGUACAGGUCGCGAAACAGUUGGAACUGAUAAACAAUCUGAUGGCCGAAGGAGCGAGCCCAAGGACACUGAAUCGGGUACGAAAUCAAGAAAUCGUCGAAUGAAGAAUAUUCGAGCACGAUUGAGCGAGUUGGACAGGCUUCAUGUAGAGGAUCGACCGGGCCACAUUAUUCCGUUUUGUGUCGAUUUUGAGGACAGUGGUUUCCUUCAAAUCAUCCAGGCGUUCAAUUAUUACUGCAAACAGCUUUCAGCUCAGGAAGGGCACCGUGAUGAAAGCGGUGGGCCCCCAAUGGUUAAAGCACCUGUUGGUAUCAACCGACUGAUAGCUGAUCUGCUAUGUAUUUUGACGGAGGCUGUGCAAGAGUUUGACUUUGCGGGUGUAACGGUGAAGAUCGAUCAAGGAGGUGAAACCACGCAGAAACUGUUCAAAGAUACCGAGCACUCAUUAAGAAACGUCGCAGGCCAGCUCUUCGGCGAUCAAACCUCGACAUAUCUGUCCACGGAUACGGUGUCGCACCACGAACGGUCUGAAGUUGUGAAGUCCGCGCAUUUCCUGCUGGUUUGGGGGCUUCGCAAGAGCCUUUUCUGUCUGAACAACCGGCCCGAUUUUUUCAUGUCCACAUGCGAGGGCAUUAUCGGCUCUGCAUUGCAAGAAAAGGUUCCCCACACUUCUCUAAAGCCGCCGCAGUUACCAGAGUCGUUUUUUGCGAUCUUGUUACAGCCACACGAUACCUUAGUAAUGCGAACUAAGCGUGAUUGCGAAGUGGAUCUACUGAGAAGGCUUCUCUACAGUCCUAUGGACGAUGGUCGCAUUGCGAUUGCCGAUUUUGUGCCAACAGAGGACACCGAGUUUUCAAGAUUUGUGGGGGUACUGUUUGAAUUGUCCAAGCUCGAGUGUAGAAUUGCGCAGCGAGAAAAGUGGAUUGUUGACGACGACGGGUUACCAUUCAUGACCCCGGUCAGCAAAGCUUUGCACUCCGUUAUGAAUUAUUGCAGCGCUCGAGUACUUGCUGCCACCCUUGAGCUAACGCCAACAACUUCACUCAAGGAGGCGGGGCAACAAGUCUUAGAAUCAAUUGCAACAUUCGAGUGCUUCACAAAGGCAUGUUUCGACAGUUCACUGGACAUUCUGCAUUGUCACGAGGGCUCAAGUUGCUGGAAUUUACGAUUGUCAGUUGUUGGAACGAUUUUACCGAUGAUUAUCGCCUUCAUCCCGAACUUUCCUGACCACUUUUCGGACGGGUUUCGCGAUUGCUUGGUUACCUUGAUGAAGACGCUGGAUACUCUGGUUUGCUCGGAUGAGAACAAGUCUGAGGCAUGGCAACCAAAGGUGGCACGUAGUGAUGCAGCCAUUUUUGGAGGAUACCAAGUAGUGGAAACGCCCCAUCCAUACAACCAUACGCAGCCAGUGUUUCGUCGUGUAGUACACAUUCCAGGUGCGAGUGUUCUGCACUUUGAGUUCGACUCGCGCUGCCGAACAUCCGGUGAAGCCGACAUCGUUUUCAUUACGUCUGGGUUAGCUUGGUAUCAAGUAGAUCGUCUAUCUUACGGGGACGUUGGUUUUGGCGAAGAUGGUGGGUGCUUCUAUGGCUCAUACUCACGUGGAAACUGGCCCGCUGGUGGUCUUACGAUAGUAGGCGAUACUGCGACGGUCAUGUUGUGCGCUACUACUCAAGGUCGUAGUGGGACCGGGGAUAAACAGCGAUGGGGUCUUAAAUGCACAGUACGUGGGCUGUAUGAUAACCCACGUACAUCGUGGAUCCCUGAGCUCGGGUGUGCUGUAGCAAAUGCCUGCAGUGUGAUUGGAGACAAACUUUUGCGUGGCCUUCCUCUUCAAAGUGUUGAGAAAUCAUGCCAGCCGUGGUCAAUGCAGCACCAGUUAUUCAACUUGACAGCUUCUACUUGCAGAACUCUGAAGUCUGGCAAAUGGAAAUUCAUCGAUAAAAUCGCCAACCGGACGCCGGAAAGCGAGCCAUUCUUCUUGACGCUUUCCAAAUAUGUGCGGCUUCGCACUUUACCGCCUCAGUAUGUAACAGCUCGGUGGACUGAAUCGCUGCAGCAAGCUGCUGCAGCUCUACUCGUCCGCUCAAACUAUCGGCAACUGCAUGCGUGGUUGGACAGCGUGCAAAACCAAACAGCUCUGCCCGAAGAUAGCAAAAAAGCACUUUUCGGUCGGAUUGGAAUUGAACUGGGGAAGUUGGAGCGGUGGAUGCUGCGGCAAGUACAGCUCGUCAAUGAAUGGCACUACCUGUGCAUGGAUAAAGUCAGCUUGGAUGAAUUGAUGGAGCGGUACGCAGACAAUUUGGAUAGGCUAUCGGAGCUAUGCCAGCUCAAGGGUGUCACCUUCAAGAAAAACGAUAUGGUGGGCUGUAUCAAGUUGAUUCAUGAUCUUCUUGCGGCGGAAGUGGCAGUACAAGAAGAACAACAUGUUACGACCUGUGAGAAGGCAUUAAGCGCGCACGAAGCAGUAGCACAAACUGUCUCGACCAGAACGCUAUUCUUGCUGAGGAGGUGGGAGAAAUGUGUAAUGUGUGGGAGUACCAACUCGGAUUCAGUCUCGGAACCACACCAUACGGGAAUAUCGGAAUGCUUGUCCGAUGUAGGCAAGUUUUUGUGCAGCACAGUACCUGUAUCUUCCCUAGAAGAAUGCUCGAUGGCUCACUCGAGUCGGUUGGAGUCUCGAUUGGCUGGUGUUGUAUUCUGCAAGGAGGUAAUCCAGGAGCUAGGCAGCGAAGACAUGACUCAAUUCUUUGUCGGGCGCGUCCUGCACGCUGUUCCUUCGAGCAACCUCAUUCAAGACGAUGGCAUAUUCUCUGGAUGUGCCUUGGCUGACCCUGACCUUCUCGUAAAAACGGAAACUGCGUAA
Molecule: messenger RNA, 6261 nt
Organism: Phytophthora sojae
Lineage: Eukaryota; Oomycota; Peronosporomycetes; Peronosporales; Peronosporaceae
Exons: 2
Coding region: 1-6261 (2086 amino acids)
Biological process (GO): protein ubiquitination
Molecular function (GO): metal ion binding; ubiquitin-protein transferase activity
Source: RefSeq, a predicted model, not a curated record